AUGGCUGAUUCCAUUAGUGGUCCGGAGUUCAACCAGCACAACUGGAACACGCACAACACUGCCUUCCACAGAUAUUGGAAGGCUCAGAUAGCCAAGCCAGAUCGUGAUCUAGAACUUCAACGAAUGAUCGAUGCUGCAACCGUCGGCAGCAAGACCUACAAAACUCGAUACUGUGGAGAUUGGGAAAACGCAACCCAAUUUGUCUGCAGAGCGAAAGAAAUCCGUCCACCUGUCGCUUUCCAGGAGAUGUGCUGCACUACAGGUUGUACAGAGACAACCAUGCGGCAGGCAAUGUGCCCAUCGGAAUUGGAUCAGAACUAA
Messenger RNA from Caenorhabditis briggsae, 321 nucleotides. The record is from RefSeq and is a predicted model, not a curated record. NCBI's taxonomy places the organism in Eukaryota, Metazoa, Nematoda, Chromadorea, Rhabditida, Rhabditidae. The transcript has 2 exons. Bases 1 to 321 code for a protein of 106 amino acids.